Messenger RNA from Neocloeon triangulifer, 1447 nucleotides. Its product is annotated as zinc finger protein 320-like. The record is from RefSeq and is a predicted model, not a curated record. The transcript has 3 exons. Lineage: Eukaryota; Metazoa; Arthropoda; Insecta; Ephemeroptera; Baetidae. The coding region runs from base 144 to 1343 and encodes 399 amino acids.
GAAAGGUUCUCUGCGCUACACGGAAGCCUCCUCGCACGUUUCCACGUUUGUUUUGAUUUUCGUUCGAGUUUCGUGCAGUCGGGCAGACCCCGAUAAACCCAUAAAAUUCAACGAAAUUUUCGCGGAAACGCACAAGAGCAGAGAUGGAGCCCAAAAAAACCUCUCCCAAGAAGGAAACAGCUUUGGAUCGUACGUUCGACCUUUUGUUGGAAAGAUUUACCGUCGCGCAGCCAUCUGACCCAGUUCUGUCGGCCAAGAACAAGACUCCGGAGGCGGAGGAGCCAAAGGGUAAAACGAAGAAGAAAUUUCUGCAGUGCGAAGCGUGUUCGGAGUUUUUUCUUUGCACCGAAGAGGAACACCAGAAGCACAAGCAGGAAAAAAACUGCCAAAAAUGCGGUUCCCUCUUUCGGUGUGCAGAGUUGCUGAAAAUCCACGAGUCGUACCAAAAUUGCAAGCCCGAAGAACGCACCGUUUCAGCUUUUUCAGCCAAGAAGAAGCGCAGCGCCUGUGAAUUUUGCCACAAAGUCUACCGAUCGGAAGCGCAUCACUUUUCAACAAGGCACUCGACUUGCAUUCAGUGCAAGAAGAAGUUUCAGUGCAGGGGCCUCUACGUGGAGCACAAGGCGGAGUGCUGCAAAUUUCUCCAGUGUCAAGGCUGCGGACGAAACAUGAGCUCGAAGAGCAGUCUGAAGGAUCACAGGAAAGAGAGGCCCUGCCGGAAAUGCCCAUAUGUCUCCGAGUGCGUCAAGCAAUUCAGGCAGCAUAGACAUCAAGGAUGCUCGGAAGAAAUUCAAGAUGAAGUGGGAAAAUCCAUCGAAGACGUGGUCCAAGAGGAGGAUAAAACUGUUUCUGGUGAAGAAGAGAUGGAAAUACCUGUGAUUCCUGUGGAGGAAGAGCAAAUAAGUGAAUGCGAAGAAGUGGCUGCAGUGGAAAUAGAAGUGGAAGAAGUUCUUCAGAUUAAGCCUCAAGUUCAAGCCCUUCUGCUAAAAAAGUGCCAGUUUUGCUCCAUGCUCUGCACCACGGAGGACAUCUUUGCCAACCACGUCCAGUCGACCGAGUGUCCUCGCUGCGGAAUCGAGCAGCCAUGCAAUGCCCUCUUGGCCCAGCACAUGAACACCUGCAGCGACGACCGAAGGACGGAAAUUCGGUGCCCCGAGUGCGACAAAAUGGUCAAAUCAAGGCGCAAACUUGAGUCGCACAGGAGACGCCGCCACUGGCUCUCACAAAUGCUGGACGACCGGAUUUUGCAACUGCUGGAACAGCGAAGGGGUGGCCAAGUUCGGGGCCAAGUGUCCGGGGUAGUUGUCAAGAGUGACCCUGCGGAUGUUAUCAUCAUUGAAUAACUUGUAGAAAAAGAGAAAACUUCAUUUUGAAGCUGAAUUGAAAUUUUUUUAUCAGUGAUUCAAUUUAAUUGUAUCUUGAUGAUGUAAAAAGAAAAUUGAUAUAA